AUGCCGCAGUUCAGCGACAUCUGGCUACCAUGCCUGAUUCUGCUUGUCUUUUGGGCUCGCCCCACCGCAGCUUUUGGUGCGGGCAACAUCGCAAGCCUGAGCUCCAUUGAGGGACAGAACUGGCGCCAUGGGGAUAUUGAGGAUACCCUUCUUACACUGCUCAUCAGCGGUCACACUGGUAAGAAAUUCAGCAAGAUGGAUGUCAAGCGUGUCUACUUUGGCAACUGGCUGCGCGACUACUCGCAAGCAGUCGAUGUGGGCACUGUCAAGAUGGUCUCAGCAGAGGCGAUUCGCAUCCUACUAUGGAUUCUUGGCUUUAUGAGCUUCGGAUACGGCACCAAGGAGUUCGAGGUUACCCGUGACCGUCUCGGCUGCUACAGGCCGGAGGAGCACAUCGACAAUCCCAAGGACUAUGCUGACAACAUCGACGCCCGCGACUACGAUCGCCGUCUACGAGCUCCUGUUGACGAACGCCGUGAGCUCAGUGUCGAUGAGGAGACCGGCCUGAAGAACUACAUUGCCUCGGAAAAUUUGGGCAUCACAACAUCGGCUGGCAUGGUCCGCGACCUGCUUACACGUUGUAUUGACUUGGGCCAGCGCUCUGGAGGACGAGGUCCCGACUUUUACGAGGCUCUGCGUCUUCUCGGUACCGCCACACACUGCCUAGAGGACUACGCUGCCCACUCCAACUACGUUGAACUUGCCUUGAUUGAGAUUGGUGAGCAUGGUAUUUUCCCCCAUGUAGGUACGAAUGCUCGCUUCUACGUCGCGCAAGCCAGAAAGGAGGUCUACCCCAUCGUCACCGGUACCUUUGGUGGUGUCGAUUUCUUGCACUCUGUAUGUGGAGAGAUUACGGACAAAGCUACUCAAUCCGAGCUCCAGGAGCUUGAAGGUGCCAUCUCCAACGCCGACAGGAGCAAAAACAAGAGCAAAAUCAAGGAGCUCCUCGAAAAGCUCCCAGAGGGCAUCUUUGGUGGUAAAGACGAGGCAAGCAAGGCUGAUGAGCUCGAAAACAAUGCCAACGCUGCAGCCAUGGGCAAUAUGCGCAUCACUCCCAAGGAGCCAGAGGAAUUCACUCAACAGAUUGGGGAACUAGUCAAGCAAAUCUAUCCAAUUAUGGAGUUCCACGAUGAGAUCAUGCAAUCUAUUUCUGAAUUCAUCGAAAAGAUUCCCAUCCUGCCGGACCUAAUUGAGGAAGUCCAGAACCAAGUCACCAUCUUUGUCUUCAGUCUGCUUGCUCCCUAUGUUUUGCCCAUUCUCAGCCAAGUCAAGAGUGAGCUUGAAGUGGGCUCGACCGAGGUCAUUGCAAGCUCUCGCGACAAGCAGCACAUCGUCUUCAAUGACGACGACUGCACUGAUCCCACUCACAGUAUGCUUUCCAAGGAUCACUUCUCCAAUGUCCUCAACGAGCCUGCUGGACGAGUAGCUUCGGCAACGAUUGCAUGGGCCGUACCACAAAUUGUCCAGUGCUGGGAUGGUCAAGCACACCCUAGCCAGACUAUUGACACCAUCAUUGAAGGCGUGUUCCACCACCCUGCUUGUGUCGAUCAGGAGCCGAAGACAAAGGCGAUGGAAGGCCGUGCGAUCAUGUACAAUACUGUCAAAAAGUGGUGGGAUUCCAAAGAUGAACAAGCAAAGACCGAAUUCCGCUAUCAGCUCAGCCGCGAGGGUGUAGAAAAGGGCAAGAACCACAAGGAAAAUAUUUAUGACAAGGGGCACGGUUGCGGUAAGCCUCUAGGUAUGGCCAAUAACUUUGGCCCAGCAAGCAGCAAGACGGGCACCAAUGCACAGAUCCAACAAGCUUCCGAUCAUGUGGGCAAGCUUGCAGGUGAAGCUGUUGGUGGUGGCGCCCUCGGCGGCCUUGUUGGAGGGCUUGUUGGUGGCAUCGGAGGCUCUAUCCUCGGAAACGCUUUCAAUGAGCAGGAGAGGAAGAGCCGCAAAGAAGAGAGUUAUGGGAAUGACGGCUCCUACACUCAGUCGUACUCGGAGACGGGGCACCACCAGGCGUCUUCAUAUGGUGACAGCGAUCGCUACGGAAGUGCCCAGUAUCAGCAGACCCAGUACCCAGGCGGUGGGCGCCGGGAGGAGUACUCUCGUGAAGAACGAGACGACCGUGGUGGAUCGUACAGCUACCAGCAAACGGUUGAGACCUCAAGCUAUAGUGGAUCUGGCGGAUACGAGCGUCAUGAAGAGCGUCGUGUUCAGCAAGGGAGUGAAUGGCGUUCUGAAGAAUCGCGUGAGGGUUUCGACCGAUCGGGACAAUACUAUUCCGAAGAGAAAGAGCGACGCGGUAAGUCCAAGAAGCAUGACAACGAUGACUCCAACGACUCGGGCGACGGAGAUUCUUAUGAGAAGCGCAUGAAAAAAGAACGCAAGCAGCGUGAAAAGGAAGAAAAGAAGCACCACAAGCACCAUAAACACCACAAAUACGGUAGUCGUUCUGGAGACUCGGACGACGAUGCUGACAAGCGUCGAUCAGGUUCGGGAGAAUAUAAGCGUCGCUCCCGCUCUCGUUCUCGCGAGCACGAGCGCCGCCGUGAAAAGAGCGGCAGUCGCUCGCCCAAGCGUUAUUCGGGUGGCCACAGCCAGGAACAGCACUAUGGUGAGGAAUCAGGAUAUGGUCGCCGACAGCAAGACUACGGCCGUGAAGAAUCAUACAGUUCUGGCGGGUAUGGUCGUCAAGAAGAAUCAGGCUACGGUCGUCAGGAAGAGUCGGGCUAUGGCCGUGAGGAGUAUUCUCGCUAUGGCAAUGAAUCUUCUGGUGGGUACGGCCGUUCCGAAGGCCUUGAGUAUGGUGGCGAGCGCCCUGGGAGAUCAUAUGGCGCUUCCGGUGUGCCUGGAGGCUUCAGUGGAGAUGAGGAUGAAUAUGGCCAGAGGAGACAAGAGUAUGGCUCAGGCAGGUCUGGUGGUCAAUACGGUGGCUCCGGUGGAUAUGAGGAUGAGGGUUAUAGAAGGCGAUACUAA
Messenger RNA from Bipolaris oryzae ATCC 44560, 2964 nucleotides. RefSeq lists its product as uncharacterized. The transcript has 4 exons. Lineage: Eukaryota; Fungi; Ascomycota; Dothideomycetes; Pleosporales; Pleosporaceae. The record is from RefSeq and is a predicted model, not a curated record. The coding region runs from base 1 to 2964 and encodes 987 amino acids.